AUGGACCCAGAGGCGGGAAGGAACGGAACCGUCCGGUGCCCCGAGGGAGCGGAGGGCGACUUUGAACUGGGCAGUAGCAGCAAGCAAGACAUGAAAAAAAAGAAGAAUGUGAACUUGAUUGGACCAUUAACCUUGUUUCGAUAUUCUGACUGGCAGGAUAAACUGUUGAUGUCCCUGGGCACCAUCAUGGCCAUAGCUCACGGAUCAGGUCUCCCCCUCAUGAUGAUAGUAUUUGGGCAAAUGACUGACAAAUUUGUUGAUAUUGCAGGAAACUUCUCCUUUCCAGUGAAUUUUUCAUUGUCAAUGCUAAAUCCAGGCAGAAUUCUGGAAGAAGAAAUGACUAGGUAUGCGUAUUAUUACUCAGGAUUAGGUGCUGGAGUUCUUGUUGCUGCUUAUAUACAAGUUUCGUUUUGGACUCUGGCAGCCGGCCGGCAGAUCAGGAAAAUUAGGCAAGAGUUUUUUCACGCUAUUCUACGACAAGAAAUAGGCUGGUUUGACGUCAGUGACGCUACUGAACUCAAUACACGAUUAACAGAUGACGUCUCCAAAAUCAGUGAAGGAAUUGGUGACAAGGUUGGAAUGUUCUUUCAAGCAGUAGCCACGUUUUUUUCAGGAUUCAUAGUAGGGUUCAUUAGAGGAUGGAAGCUCACCCUUGUGAUAAUGGCCAUCAGCCCUAUCCUGGGACUCUCUGCAGCUGUUUGGGCAAAGGUGGCCCUGGUUGGGAACAGCGGCUGUGGGAAAAGCACGACGGUGCAGCUGCUGCAGAGGCUCUAUGACCCUGAUGAGGGUACGAUUAACAUAGAUGGGCAGGAUAUUAGGACCUUUAAUGUAAGAUACCUCAGGGAAAUAAUUGGAGUGGUGAGUCAGGAACCAGUGCUAUUUUCUACCACAAUUGCUGAGAAUAUUCGUUAUGGCCGUGGAAAUGUCACCAUGGAUGAGAUAAAGAAAGCUGUUAAAGAAGCCAAUGCCUAUGACUUUAUCAUGAAACUACCACAGAAAUUUGACACCCUGGUUGGAGAGAGAGGGGCCCAGCUGAGUGGUGGACAGAAGCAGAGAAUUGCCAUCGCUCGGGCCCUGGUCCGCAACCCCAAGAUCCUCCUGCUGGACGAGGCCACAUCAGCCUUGGACUCUGAAAGUGAAGCAGAGGUGCAGGCGGCCCUGGAUAAGGCCAGAGAAGGCCGGACCACCAUUGUGAUAGCCCAUCGACUGUCUACAAUCCGAAAUGCAGAUGUCAUCGCCGGCUUUGAGGAUGGUGUCAUUGUGGAGCAAGGAAGCCACGGGGAGCUGAUGAAGAAGGAAGGGGUGUACUUCAAACUUGUAAACAUGCAGACAGCGGGAAACCAGAUGCAGUCAGAAGAAUCUGAUGUUGAACUAAGUAAUGAAAAGGCUGCCAUGGGAAUGGCCCCCAAUGGCUGGACAUCUCGCAUAUUUAGGAAUUCUACCCAUAAAAGCCUUAGGAAUUCACGAAAGUAUCAGAAAGGCCUUGAUGUGGAAACCAAAGAACUUGAUGAAAAUGUGCCACCAGUAUCAUUUCUGAAGGUCUUGAAUCUGAAUAAAACAGAAUGGCCCUACUUCGUGGUGGGAAUAGCAUGUGCCAUUGCCAAUGGGGCACUUCAGCCGGCAUUUUCAAUCAUGUUCUCAGAAAUGCUAGCGGUUUUUGAACAAGGAGAUGAUGAAGUAAAGCAACGGAAAUGCAACAUGUUCUCAUUGCUUUUUUUAGGUCUGGGAAUUAUUUCUUUUUUUACUUUCUUUUUUCAGGGCUUCACUUUUGGGAAAGCUGGCGAGAUCCUCACCACAAGGCUUCGGUUAAUGGCUUUUAAAGCAAUGCUAAGACAGGACAUGAGCUGGUUUGAUGAUCAUAAAAACAGUACCGGUGCUCUUUCUACAAGACUUGCAACUGAUGCCUCCCAGGUCCAAGGAGCCACAGGGACUAGGUUGGCCUUGAUUGCACAGAAUACAGCUAACCUUGGAACUGGUAUUAUCAUAUCAUUUAUCUACGGUUGGCAAUUGACCCUUUUGCUGUUAUCAGUUGUUCCAAUUAUUGCUGUAUCAGGAAUUGUUGAAAUGAAAAUGUUGGCUGGAAAUGCCAAAAGAGAUAAAAAAGAACUGGAAACUGCUGGAAAGAUUGCAACGGAAGCAAUAGAAAAUAUUAGGACUGUUGUGUCCUUAACCCAGGAAAGAAAAUUUGAGUCGAUGUACGUUGAAAAGUUGUACGGAGCUUACAGGAAUUCUGUGCAGAAGGCACAUGUCUAUGGAAUUACUUUUAGUAUUUCACAAGCAUUUAUGUAUUUUUCCUAUGCCGGUUGUUUUCGAUUUGGUGCAUAUCUCAUCGUGAACGGACACAUGCGCUUCAGAGACGUUAUGCUGGUGUUUACAGCGAUCGUGUUUGGUGCGGUGGCUCUAGGACACGCUAGUUCCUUUGCUCCGGACUAUGCAAAAUCCAAGCUGUCUGCAGCCCACUUAUUCAUGCUGCUUGAAAGGCAACCUCUGAUUGACAGCGACAGUGAAGAGGGCCUGAGGCCUGAUAAGUUGGAAGGAAACGUGACCUUUAAUGAAGUCGCGUUCAACUAUCCCACUCGACCAGACAUCCCCGUGCUUCGGGGGCUGAGCCUGGAGGUGAAGAAGGGCCAGACGCUGGCCCUGGUGGGCAGCAGCGGCUGCGGGAAGAGCACGGUGGUGCAGCUCCUGGAGCGGUUCUACGACCCCUUGGCCGGAACAGUGCUCCUAGAUGGUCAAGAGGCAAAGAGACUUAACAUCCAGUGGCUCAGAGCCCACGUUGGAAUUGUGUCCCAGGAGCCAGUCCUGUUUGACUGCAGCAUUGCUGAGAAUAUUGCCUACGGAGACAACGGCCGGGUGGUGUCACGGGAUGAAAUUGUGAACGCAGCCAAAGCAGCCAACAUCCACCCUUUCAUUGAGACCUUACCCCACAAAUAUGAAACAAGAGUGGGAGAUAAGGGAACGCAGCUCUCAGGAGGUCAAAAACAGAGGAUCGCUAUUGCUCGAGCCCUCAUCAGACAACCUCAAAUCCUACUGCUGGAUGAAGCUACAUCAGCUCUGGAUACUGAAAGUGAAAAGGUUGUCCAAGAAGCCCUGGACAAAGCCCGAGAAGGCCGCACCUGCAUCGUGAUCGCCCACCGCCUGUCCACCAUCCAGAACGCAGACCUGAUCGUGGUGUUUCAGAACGGCAAGGUCAAGGAGCAUGGCACACAUCAGCAGCUGCUGGCUCAGAAAGGCAUCUACUUUUCCAUGGUCAGCGUCCAGGCUGGGACACAGAACUUACGAAUUCCUGUUAUGUCUUAAAAAUAAAUUCAAAUUAUAACUUUUUCUGACUUAAA
This is a messenger RNA of Suricata suricatta (meerkat), 3335 nucleotides long. RefSeq names its product ATP binding cassette subfamily B member 4 (gene ABCB4). The record is from RefSeq and is a predicted model, not a curated record. Lineage: Eukaryota; Metazoa; Chordata; Mammalia; Carnivora; Herpestidae. The coding region runs from base 1 to 3300 and encodes 1099 amino acids. The transcript is spliced from 23 exons. Gene Ontology annotation, cellular component: membrane. Gene Ontology annotation, biological process: transmembrane transport. Gene Ontology annotation, molecular function: ATP hydrolysis activity; ABC-type transporter activity; ATP binding.